Molecule: messenger RNA, 1722 nt
Organism: Aspergillus niger
Lineage: Eukaryota; Fungi; Ascomycota; Eurotiomycetes; Eurotiales; Aspergillaceae
Exons: 6
Coding region: 1-1722 (573 amino acids)
Biological process (GO): rRNA processing
Cellular component (GO): small-subunit processome; Pwp2p-containing subcomplex of 90S preribosome
Molecular function (GO): protein binding
Source: RefSeq, a predicted model, not a curated record
AUGCCGAAGGCGGCCGUUAAGCAAAAGUCUCGCCAGAAGGUCAAAACGGCCGCGCGCUCCCCCUUCGAACCAGGCCAACCCAUUCGCGAAGCCAGCGACAUCGACAUGUCCGACGAUGAAACGAGCUCCGACGAGUCUUCGGUGCCGGAGAAGGACGAUGCCGAGAGGAAGCUUGAGGCGUUGCUCUUCGGCGACGAUGAGGGAUUUCUUGGCGCGUUGAAGAACCAGAAGGAUCGCAGUUUAGUGCUUGCGGGUCAGAGUAGCGAUGAGGAGUCUGCGGAGGAGGGAGACGAGGAUGAGGUGAAGGAUCUGUCGCAGAUGGAUGAUGCUGAUCUUUUCUUCCUUGAUUCUGGCGCCGGACCGGUUUCUACGGACCUCAGCGAGGCGGCGCCCGCCGUGCCGUCGGAUGAAGAGGGCAGUGAGGAGGAGUCCGGUAUGCCUGCGCUGUGGCAUGAUAGUGACGAUGAGCGCAUUACGAUCUCCUUGGCGAGUCACCAGAGAUUGAGGAAGCUGCGUGUUGCGGAAUCGGAGGAUGUCAUUAGCGGAAAGGAGUAUAUUCGGCGCCUGCGCAGACAGUACUUGCAAUUGAACCCGAUGCCCGACUGGGCCAACCCGGAGAAGCAGCAACAGAAGGACGAUUCUGAUGCGGACGAGAUGGAUACAGAUGAUGAGGAGCCGACGUCCACGCAGCCGCUGGCUAAGUUGCUCCAGAACGCUACGGACCUUGUCAACGUGGAGGAAAAGACGUCUGGCGGCCGCAGAAAGAUGCGCCAGGAGGUUGUGGAUAUCCAGCGUCUCAAGGACGUUGGCAAAGACCAGCCGUCCUCGGUCGAUUCGCUCAUGUUCCACCCCAACUACCCGCUGCUCCUCUCCUCCGGACCUGCAGCCACGCUCUUCCUCCACCACAUCUCCCCCUCCUCCCCAGCCCCUAACCCGCUCCUCACCUCGUUCCACAUCCGCAACACCCCCAUCCACACCUCGGCCUUCACACGCCUCAACGGCACCGCCGACCGUAAAGAGGAGCAAAAGUCCAUGGAGCGAUUCAAACUCUCCCCCUGUGGCCGCUACGUCGGUCUGGUCGGCACCUCCCGCAAGGGCGGCGGUCUUAUCAACAUCCUGGACUCCGGCACAGCGCAGUGGAUCGCGCAGGUGCGCGUGGACGGCCGCGGCGGCGUGGCUGAUUUCGCCUGGUGGAGCGACGGCGAGGGUCUAACAGUGGCUAGCAAGAACGGUGAAGUGUCCGAAUGGGACGGCCGUCUCAACCGGGUCGUCGCGCGCUGGAUGGACGCCGGUGCCGUUGGCACGACGGUGCUCAGUCUGGGUGGUCGGUCCGGCCGCACUCAGCUGGGCGGGGACCGCUGGGUAGCGAUUGGCAGUUCCAGUGGUGUGGUCAACGUGUAUGAUCGUCGCGAAUGGGCUGCGGCGUACGCGGCGCAGAGCGAAGACGUCGAGGCUGGUCAGGCGGCGAUUCCUCGUAACCCGGAGCCGGUUCGGGCGCUCGAUCAACUCACGACGCCGAUCAGCCACUUGGUCUUUGCGCCGGAUGGACAGUUCUUCGUUAUGGCGAGUCGGUGGAAGCGCGAUGCGUUGAGAAUGGUUCACCUCCCCACAUGCACGGUGUACCGCAAUUGGCCGACGUCGAAUACGCCUCUGGGUCGCAUCUCGUCGGUGGCUAUCUCGCCCAACUCGGAGCAGUUGGCUAUACAUACGAGCGAGCCCUAA